UACUCUACUUAAUGCAAUAAUACAAUUUAUUUAUUUUAAAACAGUAUCUACCCAAGCCAACAUUAUAUUUCAGAUUGUGGUGGAUGUACAUUAAGCCGUUUGGUCCUUGUGACAUUUAAUAAAUUUAAUUUGAAAAUGUAUAAUAAUUGUAAAAAGGUAUCAACUGGCAAAACUAGUUAUGAAAAUAGUCAUAUAUUAUUAUGGGGUGACAUAUGUCAUACUAUUUUUAAAUAAUAGUCAUAUAUUUAGUUGUGGUGGAAAUGACAUUUGUUCAUUACGGGUCAGAAAAAAUGUCAAAAAUGACCAAAUUAUCUUAGCAGCGCGUCCUCUCUUGGACCUUAAAACUAGACAAAUUAGAUAAACUUAUGAGACUGUGGUAAGUGUGAUUUGAACAAGUUUUUUUUAAUAAGUUCACAAGGACAAAAGUGUUCCUAGUUGAAGAAACCCCCAAAUAUGCUAUAAUAACCACAAAAUCAAAUAAGAUAAAGUGAACAAAGUAGGCUACAGCUCAGUAACGCAUCUGUCCCUUGUGCUGGGUACACACAGAGAAUGGCGCAAUGCACAGUUAAACAUACUGCAUACACAUAGUUACACGUACUGUAGCUGACCCACCGAAGGAAGCCUAACAGCAAACAUAUAGUCCUGCCCCUAUCAGUGCACAGUGAAUGAACAAUGGAACUGUUGUGUGGAGAUGUAUAAAUACAGGUACAUACAGUCAACGGGCAGUGAGUCCGGACAGGAUGAGAUCCGCGAUCGUGCUCGUCGGUCUGUUAGCGGGGCUAGCGUGCGGGAGGUGCAAUGGGGAGGAAAAGGAGAGGGGCGUGAUGGAGCACCACCUUGGCUCUCAGCCCAGCCUGUCCUCCGAGCUGUGCAGCCUGAAAGCUCGCGUGGAACGACUGGAAAACGACCUGAAAGCACUCCCUAAGGUGGCAUUCUCUGUGGCCCUUCGAGAGUCAGGCUCUGGGAACAUAGGACCUUUCCAGACUGACACUGUGAUCCAGUACGCAAAGGUUUUUGCCAACAUUGGCAAUUACUAUAACCCCUCUACAGGCAUUUUCACAGCCAUGGUGAAGGGAGUUUACUUCUUCACUUUCACUGCGUUUAACACCCUGGACAUGACUCCCAACACCAAUGUGGUCUUGAUGAAGAACGGAGAGAGAACCGUCUCCAUCUGGGACAAAUCAGGGCAGGACGCCAACGACAAUGCCAGCAACGCUGUGGUCCUCCAGCUUGAAGUGGGAGACAGUGUGUUCGUCCACCUCAAGGCAAACACCCGCGUUUAUGAUGACAUGGGAUACUACAACUCCUUCAGCGGCUUCUUGCUUUUUGCAGUCUGACAUGCUUUGAGAAAUAAAAUGAAAAGUCAAAAAAUGAAUAUAUUAAGUCAAAUGUCAGUGUUCCCACUGCUUGAUCCAGCUUUGGAAGUUUAAUGCAGAUGACAGGAUUAAUAAAGAAGUGUAUAUCAAUAUAUA
Anguilla anguilla (European eel) is the source of this 1472-nucleotide messenger RNA. Its product is annotated as complement C1q-like protein 2. Gene Ontology annotation, molecular function: protein binding. Lineage: Eukaryota; Metazoa; Chordata; Actinopteri; Anguilliformes; Anguillidae. The record is from RefSeq and is a predicted model, not a curated record. The coding region runs from base 666 to 1337 and encodes 223 amino acids. The transcript has 3 exons.